AUUACAUUUACUUUGUGUAUGGUAACACGUUGAGGUCCCAAUGUUAUCGCAAAAGGUAAACAGGGAUUCAUCCGGAGAUGAGUGAAUCAACAGGAAAUGAAGCACAAAAAGGACAAGGCGUAGAUGUUGCUUCUAGCCUGGAAGGCGAACCAAACACAACAUCUUUUAUGCGAAAUACCAUGGUGAGUAGCACAAUGGUCAGCGGAGAAGCAUCUGAAACUGAUGAUGAAGAUGAGGAAAAUGAGGAAAAUCCAGGAAAUAUGAAAGAAGAUGAAGAUUUGGUGACAGAAGAUAAACAUUUAAAAGAGGAAGGAGAUGCAGACACUGACAUCUUGGAAUCUGAACAGGACACAAGUGCAGGGAAAGCCAAGAGACAGAAAAUUGUCUAUAAGUUUGAUUCUCCAUUCCACCGGAAACUGAGAGAAAGAAAUUUGGAGCUGCGAAGUGACCUUGUGGAAGGCUUAACUAAGAGUUACAAGUCAGCAGGUUCUAAACUUGAAAGCUCCACCUUUCAUCUCAGCAGAGCACAGACAGCUGCAGUGGAUGUCUCACAUAAUACAAGAAUGAUGCUUGAAGAUCUCACUACAAUUUCAACAUUACUGGAGAGCAUUUUGGGGACAGGAAAACUGCUACCUCUUAAAGUUACUGUUAAUUAUAAGUAGUCGAAGAUUCAAUGAAAUAAAUAUAUUAAACCAUAUGUUUAAUUUUACCCUUUUGUUUUAUUAGUGCUUUUAAAUAAUUGCGAGACCCAUGUGUUAAUAUCCUAUAUUGUGUCUUUGUAACAGUCGAAACCUAUGUCAAGCAGCACUGUAUUAAGAGGUGACCCUGUAUCAGCUAUUUUAAGCAUUGGCUUAUCAAAGUCCCAAAUUUGCUUCCCCUUAACCAUUGUAAUAUUCACCUCUAUUAGGCGGUCACCUCUUUCAGGGAGAUGUGGUCACCCUUUACUAAGUCCCAACAGCCUAUUUGUAUGAUCAUCCUUUUGUAAUUAAGAGUCAAUUAAAGUAAUUUUCACCUCUAUUAAGUGGUCACCUCUUUCAAGUGGAUGUGGUCACCCUUUACUAAGUUCCAACAGCCUGUUUGUAUGAUCAUCCAUUUGUAAUGAAGAGUCAAUUAAAGUAAUUUUCACCUCUAUUAAGUGGUCACCUCUUUCAAGUGGAUGUGGUCACCCUUUACUAAGUUCCAACAGCCUGUUUGUAUGAUCAUCCAUUUGUAAUGAAGAGUCAAUUAAAGUAAUUUUCACCUCUAUUAAGUGGUCACCUCUUUCAAGUGGAUGUGGUCACCCUUUACUAAGUCCCAACAGCCUGUUUGUAGUAUGAUCAUCCAUCUGUAAUGAA
Messenger RNA from Pocillopora verrucosa, 1334 nucleotides. RefSeq lists its product as uncharacterized. NCBI's taxonomy places the organism in Eukaryota, Metazoa, Cnidaria, Anthozoa, Scleractinia, Pocilloporidae. Gene Ontology annotation, cellular component: BLOC-1 complex. The record is from RefSeq and is a predicted model, not a curated record.